Messenger RNA from Ficedula albicollis (Collared flycatcher), 2949 nucleotides. It is a transcript of the gene STX8, whose product is annotated as syntaxin 8. Gene Ontology annotation, biological process: vesicle fusion; intracellular protein transport. Bases 1 to 1968 code for a protein of 655 amino acids. The transcript has 9 exons. NCBI's taxonomy places the organism in Eukaryota, Metazoa, Chordata, Aves, Passeriformes, Muscicapidae. Gene Ontology annotation, molecular function: SNARE binding; SNAP receptor activity. The record is from RefSeq and is a predicted model, not a curated record. Gene Ontology annotation, cellular component: SNARE complex; endomembrane system.
AUGGGGGAGCACAGCGGGAUCAGCCCCGGGAAUGGGGGAGCACAGCGGGAUCAGCCCCGGGAAUGGGGGAGCACAGCGGGAUCAGCCCCGGGAAUGGGGGAGCACAGCGGGAUCAGCCCCGGGAAUGGGGGAGCACAGCGGGAUCAGCCCCGGGAAUGGGGGAGCACAGCGGGAUCAGCCCCGGGAAUGGGGGAGCACAGCGGGAUCAGCCCCGGGAAUGGGGGAGCACAGCGGGAUCAGCCCCGGGAAUGGGGGAGCACAGCGGGAUCAGCCCCGGGAAUGGGGGAGCACAGCGGGAUCAGCCCCGGGAAUGGGGGAGCACAGCGGGAUCAGCCCCGGGAAUGGGGGAGCACAGCGGGAUCAGCCCCGGGAAUGGGGGAGCACAGCGGGAUCAGCCCCGGGAAUGGGGGAGCACAGCGGGAUCAGCCCCGGGAAUGGGGGAGCACAGCGGGAUCAGCCCCGGGAAUGGGGGAGCACAGCGGGAUCAGCCCCGGGAAUGGGGGAGCACAGCGGGAUCAGCCCCGGGAAUGGGGGAGCACAGCGGGAUCAGCCCCGGGAAUGGGGGAGCACAGCGGGAUCAGCCCCGGGAAUGGGGGAGCACAGCGGGAUCAGCCCCGGGAAUGGGGGAGCACAGCGGGAUCAGCCCCGGGAAUGGGGGAGCACAGCGGGAUCAGCCCCGGGAAUGGGGGAGCACAGCGGGAUCAGCCCCGGGAAUGGGGGAGCACAGCGGGAUCAGCCCCGGGAAUGGGGGAGCACAGCGGGAUCAGCCCCGGGAAUGGGGGAGCACAGCGGGAUCAGCCCCGGGAAUGGGGGAGCACAGACAUCCGCACCCGCCUCCCUGCGCCCCGCACGUCUGCGCCUCUGCCCCUGGACACCUCCCCUGCCCCCUGUUUUGGGGGUGCUGUGCUUUCCCCUACCGGGAUCCUUUCCCAAAGGCCAUCCCAGGCUUUGUGUGUGUGUGUUUUGGGGGUGCUGUGCCUUCCCUUCUCCGGGUCCUUUCCCAAAGGCCAUCCCAGGCCUUGUGUGUGUGUGUUUUGGGGGUGCUGUGCUUUCCCCUACCGGGAUCUUUUCCCAAAGGCCAUCCCAGGCGCUUUGUGUGUGUGUGUGUUUUGGGGGAGCCGUGCCUUCCCCUCCCGGCCCUUUUCCCGAGGCUUAUAUCAGCCCAUCCCAGCCCAUCAGACCCCAGCCGAUCCCAGCGGAUCCCAUCCCAUCCCAUUAUCCCAUUAUCCCAUCCCAUCCCGGCUCCCGGGGCUCAGCCGCUGCCUUGCCCCCAGGCUCCCGCUGCUCGCCGCCGCUCGCCAGCUCGCCCAGGACAUCGCCGAGAGGAUCCAGGAGCGGAACCGCUGCCAGCGGAGCGGGGAGAGCUCGGCCAAGGUCAACGUGGCCAUCAGGGCCUCUCUGCAGAGCCUCGGGGAGAAGAUCGAGCAGCUGAGGGAGCUGCUGCUGCGGGCGGUGUCCACGCGCCAGAUCACGCAGCUGGAGGGGGACAGGAGGCAGAAUUUGGUGGAUGAUCUCCUGACACGGCACAGACAGCUGGAGGCAUCCUACAGGAAUGAAGGCCCGGAGCCAGACAUGAGCAGGUCCAGCCUCAUGGCAGGAGGGGCCAAACGAGGCGUCACCAACCCCUGGCUCUUGGAAGAGUCGGAGGAGACCAGAGGACUUGGCUUUGAUGAGCUCAGGCAGCAGCAGAGAAGGAUCAUUGAAGAGCAAGAUGCUGGGCUGGAUGCUCUUUCUUCAAUCAUAUCCCGUCAGAAACAAAUGGGGCAGGAAAUUGGGAACGAGCUGGAUGAGCAGAACGAGAUCAUCGACGACCUCACGAACCUGGUGGAGAACACGGACGACCGGCUGCGCAACCAGACACGGCACGUGAGGAUGGUGGACAAGAAAUCAACGUCCUGCGGGAUGCUGGUGGUGAUCGUGCUGCUGCUCAUCGCCAUCGCCGUGGUCGCGCUCUGGCCCACAGGGUAACCCCGACCCCGCCGGGCAGCUGCUCCAGGGGAGCACCAGGGCUCCAGGGAGGGACCCGCUGUGAGCAGGGACCCUCUGUGCUGGGAAUGAACUCACUGCAUCCUUGGGAAUGAACUGCACGGCUGGCAAUGAGCUCCACAGCAGCAGGCUGCAGCAGCGUCCAGCAGACACCCGCUCUCCUUGCAGCGCGGCUGAGGAGCUCGGUGGGACCUGGAGGAUCUCAGAGGGAAAAGAGGAUUUUGUCCCAUUCUUCCCACCUCCCUCUGGCAUUCAGGCAGCUGCAGCUGUAGGAUGGAGCCACCUCUCCUGCAUCUGCAUCUGGGGACACGCUGGUGCUGCUGCCCUGCCCAUCUUCCCUGGCUCAGACAUCCCAGGGGCUUCAAACACCAAAAUCCAGGAAUGGUUUGGAGAACAGCAAUGUUCCCCUGCUUCAGGAUCCCUCCCUCAGAGAGAAAAUGCUCCAUGGUUUUCAAGGAAUAGUCUUGGGGAAUGACUGCAUCUGGAUUCUCAGAGGUUGGGAAGCGACAGCGCUGCAGGACCCCCGUGGGCUGCACGGAAUCGCUGGUGACUGAGGCAGUGCUCAGCCCUUGGGGGGAGGUAUUGGUGGGUUAUUGAUCCCCAGGGAUAGUUAUUGGUCUCCAGGGAAGGAGUCAUUGGUGAGUUACUGAUCUCCAGGGAUGGGAGUUAAGCAGCAGCAGGACUCAGCCCAGCCUGUGGGAGUGGAGAGCUUUGCCCUCAGUGCUCCCAGGGGCUCUGCCAGCCUGGCUUGGGACAUGCACCAGAUUUAACGUCCUCACCGAGCUCUGUCUCUUCCUUUGACAGCUUCUCACACCCUUCUACAGCUGAGAGGAAAGAUUCUCUGUUUCAAAACUAAUGAAAAGGAAGUAUUAAAUGUUUGCUUCUGGCCAAGAGAAUAAUUAUUUUGUUACACAUGCCAGUUUGAUUUCAGGAUUAAUAGAGCAAGCAAUAAAUACUGAUUAA